Salarias fasciatus (jewelled blenny) is the source of this 6043-nucleotide messenger RNA. It is a transcript of the gene znf335, whose product is annotated as zinc finger protein 335. The coding region runs from base 705 to 5486 and encodes 1593 amino acids. The transcript has 28 exons. Gene Ontology annotation, cellular component: nucleus. Lineage: Eukaryota; Metazoa; Chordata; Actinopteri; Blenniiformes; Blenniidae. Gene Ontology annotation, molecular function: RNA polymerase II cis-regulatory region sequence-specific DNA binding. Gene Ontology annotation, biological process: positive regulation of neurogenesis; positive regulation of transcription by RNA polymerase II; brain development. The record is from RefSeq and is a predicted model, not a curated record.
CCACAAAAAAGUGUUUCUCCUUAAAAACUGCCAGACUUAUUUCCAUCUUUGUGCAGUAAACCUGAAACUGAGACUUGCAUGUUAAAAUAAUUGUGUUGUUCAUUCUUCAUAUAUUGUUUGUGUACUUUGACCCCUGAGAUCAAUACAGAAUUUAGCGUAGUUAAGGUAUUCAGUUUUUUCUUCAGUUAAUUAUUAUUCUUUCCCUCUGUGUGUGUGUGUGUGUGUGUUGCCAGGGGAAACUGACACAAUCACACACACUAAUUUUAGUGUCAGGACUUAACCUCACAUGCCUUUGGAUUGUGGGAGGAAACCAAAACAAGCAGGGAGAAUACAAACUUCAAACCAAAAAGACAACCUGGUGUUGAACUCAUCAUAUUGCGGCUGUGAGGCAAGAGUGCCAGCCUAUAUGCUGGCUACUUUCUUAGACACACUUUGCAUAUACUGUGUUGAACCUCCUUUCCCCAUCAGAAUUACCUUAUUUCUUAAUUUCCUAGAUUUGGGGAAAUGCUCCUCUUUGAUUAUAAUCCAUAUGAAAUGAGAGCUGUGAUGACAAACGACAAUGAAUUCACCUUCAUAAUUAAGAUGAUUUGUAAACUGCUGUGUUAUCCUGCUGGAAGUCUCCAUCGUGGCAUACUGUGUGUGGACAUAAAGAGGUGGAUGUGGUUACCAACAAUCCUCAGGAAGGCUGUUGGAAAAGCUCAGAGAUGCUCUUCUGUGCAGCUCGUUUGAGUUCCUGUUGUCCUGCUGUCACCUGUCCAUUCUCCUCUGACCUCUGGCAUCAACAAGGUAUGGAUCUGGAGGAGAAUGAGGUGGAGAGCAGCAGUGAUGCUGGCCCCUCAGGGAUGGAGGAGCCGUCUGAAAGCGGCAUGGGUAUGGAGUCGUCGGAGGCCAUGUCUGCAGACAGCAGCGAUGCUGCCGCCUCUCACGCCGCCGCCCCAGAGUCUGACUGUCAUGUGGGACAGAGUUCAGAGGGACUUGUUGUGUUCAUCCCAGAAACCAGCUCCAGUACAGAUGUCCGGGUGUCAUCAGUUCAUCUUCCGGACUCCUCCUCGGUGGCUCAGUCCACCAGCGUGUCCAGUGUCUCCACCGUGACUCAGUCGGUGCUGGUGUCUGAGUCCGCCCAGGUGCUGGUCCACUCCAGCGCAGUGUCUGAGGGAGCCAUGAUGGUUUCCGACUCGACGGCCUCUACCUCGUCAGAUUUGGGCUCUGCCAUCGACAAGAUCAUAGAAUCCACCAUCGGCCCCGACAUCAUGAAUGGUUGUAUUGCUGUGACCAGUGCAGAGGACGGAGGUGCAGAAACUACACAAUAUCUGAUAUUACAAGGACCAGAUGAUGCCAUAGAAGCUCUCGCUGAAGGUCCCACCUCCACCUGCCUGGACCAGGGAGACCUGCAGGGCGGCCUGGAACCCGACCAGCCCGACGAUCAGCCCGGACACUCGGGUUACCCAGAGGACAGCAGCAGCCAGCCCGACCAGCCCGAGCACUCUCACCCCUCCCAGUACAUAGACUGCACUGCAGAUGGCCCCGACCAGACGGGGGAGUCUUCAUCUUCCUACGUGGAGUGUUCAGAGCCGGACCAGACACGCUCGCAGUCAAUCUUCCCAAACUACAGCAGGAAUAACAGUGACCAGGACCUGCCUGGGUACGUGGAGUGCAGUGGGGCCGAUUCCAACCCCACCAGCAGGAGUCGGUAUGUGGUUGAGUGCAGCGUCGGUUAUCUGGAGUGUGCAGUGGACGGGGGAGAACAGCCUCAUCAUUCGCGCAGUUACAUCGACAGCAGUGCAGACCACCGGACGCAGUCAUGUCGGCAGUACGUGUCUGAGUACGGCGGGGAGUGUGUAGCGGCGGCGGACUCCGAGCAGCCUGGUUGUUCUCAGUAUCAAGCAGUGGAUGACGAUGAAGACGAUGAGCAGAAUCAGGAUCCGGAUCAGCCGCAGCACUCCCAGCAGCAGCCGCAGCAUUCCCUCUAUAUGGAAAACAGCAACGGCCCCGAGGCGUCCCUCUAUGCUGAUGACAGCUCCUCGUCAGACCACCCCCAGGCAGACACGGUUGGCUCCGGCGGGCUUCCUGAGGGACUGGAGUGCAGCGAGAGCCAACCGGGGCCCUACAUCAGCAGCAGUGGGACGUACUCCUCCAAUCCGGAACAGCAGUGCUCCCAGAGCCAAGAGGAGCCGCAAGGCUCCCAGGACGAAUCCAGGCUGGUUGAAGACAUGGAGACCUCAACAGUGGCAGAGGGCUCCGGGGACCGGCCCCCAAACCUGGCCGAGUUAGAGGAAAUGAUGGAAGUCGUGAUUGUACAGCAGUUCAAAUGUAAAAUGUGCCCAUACAAGAGUGCCUCCAAAGACACACUCAUCAACCAUAUGAGAGACAAACACUUCAAACCUGCAGGGGAAAUGCCAAAGAAACGCAAACGUGGCCGACCUCCAAAAAGUGAGACGCUGGCCCGUCAGAAAGCAGCGAGGGAGGAAGCAGAGAGGAGGAAUGCAGAAAGGAUGAGGGCUGACGAGCCCCAGCAGGCAGAAGAGGAGGACGGUAUCGUGGACGCUGGUGCUAUCGAUGAUCCUGAAGUUGACAGUGACUACAGCCCAAUGGAGGAGGACAGCAGAGGAAGACCACCUGCUCUUCUGAAGAAGUCCACUACUCCCAUCUCCUCCUCCUCCUCUUCUUCCUCCUCCUCAUCUGAAGUGCGUCCUCGACGUAAGGUCGGCCGUCCCAGGAAGUACUGUGUUUUAGAUGAAAGCUACAGCAGCAAAGAGGCGGAGGGUGUUGCCAAGAGUUGUGGGGUUAAUGCUGAUGCCGGAGCAUCCGAGGAGGCCAGCUCUUCUGGGCUGGGCAGCGGCCCGGGUCUGCUGGUGGACGGGGACGCAGCUGAAGCAGCCGUGAGCCAAUCAGACUCUGAGAACAAAGACCCGUCGUCCAACAUGCAACCGGAGGAAGAGUUCUUCCCCAGGAAACGAGGUCGACCAUCCAAGCGCUUCCUUCGCAAGAAAUACAAGAAGUAUAUCAAUCGAAAUCGGUACUAUAAAUCUCUGAAACCUCUCCUGAGACCUCACAACUGCUGGAUCUGUGGUUCACGAUUCCUCACUCAAGAGGAUCUGCGCUUCCAUGUGGACUCUCACGAAGGCAAUGACCCCGAGCUCUUCAAGUGCCUGCAGUGCAACUACCACUGCAAGCGCUGGUCGUCACUCAAGGAGCACAUGUUCAACCAUGAAGGCAACAAGCCGUUCAAGUGCGAAGAGUGUGACUACUCCAGUGUUUACAAGAAGGACGUCAUCCGCCACUCAGCAGUCCAUAGCAAAAAGAAGAAAAAGAAAACUGAGACAGCGCCUAAAGUCUCAGAAUUCCCCUGUCCGGUGUGUCACCGGGUUUAUCCCAUGCAGAAGAGGCUGACCCAGCAUAUGAAAACUCACAGCACUGAGAAACCUCACAUGUGCGAUAAGUGUGGUAAAUCCUUCAAGAAGCGCUACACAUUCAAGAUGCAUUUACUGACCCACAUCUAUAGUCUCGGGGACAACAAGUUCAAGUGUGAGUUCUGUGACUAUACUUGCGAAAACAAGAAGCAGCUGCUCAACCAUCAGCUGUCCCACACCAACGACCGACCCUUCAAGUGUGACUACUGCAAAUACUCCACCUCUAAGGAGGAGUUUCUCGUCUCACAUUUGGCCAUCAAGCACACAGGUGAGAAGCCCUUCUCCUGCGACAUGUGCCACUUCAUGACCAAGCACAGGAAGAAUCUGCGUCUGCACGUGCAGUGCCGCCACCCCGAGGCGUUUGAGGACUGGUCAAUGGCUCACCCCGAAGAGCCGGUCAAGAAGCGACGCAGGCCUUUCUUCACGCUGCAGCAGAUCGAGGAGCUCAAACAGAGACACGACGACACACCGGGGCUGCAGAACACUAUUGUGGCUGUUGAUUCGGCAACACUGCAGGCCAUGCAGGGGAUAGAAAACGCCUCGGUGUCCCAGGAUGCUUUGGGAAACACAACCAUCAUCUACGAACAUGGUGAAUCCGGUGACCUGUCUGCUCAGAACGCUCUGGACCUGCUGCUCAACAUGAGCAACGCCCGAGAACUGGUCGGAAACUCGUUACAGGUAGCGGUGCUGAAAUCUGAUGGAAAACCUUUUGAGAAGGGAGCAUGGAGCGCCGUCAGCACGGCGCCAGGCCAGACCCAGAAGAUCGUCACCUUCCACGUGUCUGAGAACGGAGAGACCGUCCUGCAGGAGGCCUACGAGGCAGCCAACUCCGCGGCCGGAGAGCUGGCCCACAUCGCCAUCGAAGCCUAUGAAGGAGGAAGCGAUUAUAGCGUGGUGGAGCAAGCCGCCGAAGAAAUCCACAGUCCAGGUAACGGUGACAGUAGCCCCUCCCAGGCUUUAGAGGUCAGUGGCUCAGAGAGCCUGAAAAGCGACAAGUACUAUCUCGCCUCCGCGCUGGCGGACGGCGUGCUGCAGCAAGUGGAGCUGAGCAGCGAGCCCCCGGCCUCCCCGUCCGCUCCGAGCUCCCAGGGCGCCGGCGUCAAGAGGUUCUCCUGCCGGAUCUGCAUGGAGUCCUUCCACGGACGCUCCGACAUGGAGAACCACAAAAAGGCGCACUUGGAUGCCAACACCUUCAAGUGUCAUGACUGCGAGUUCACCUCCUCGUCCUGGCCUGAGGUCAAGUCUCACAUGGUGCAGCACUCGUACCUGCGUCCUCACAAGUGCCCACACUGCAGCUUCGCCUCUAAGAACAAGAAAGACCUCCGCAGACACGUGAUGACCCACACCAACGAAAAGCCCUUCUCCUGCAAACUUUGUGGACAAAGGUUUAAUCGUAACGGUCAUCUUAAGUUCCACAUAAACCGUCUUCACAAUCAGGAUCAUCCGAUUCGCAAAAGCCGGACGUCCUCGAAUCAACAGACCAUCAUCGUGAACAGUGACGAGGAGGCCUUGGCUACGCUGCAGUCUCUGCAGUCCCAGACGGUGAUCACUCCAGAGCGGCUGCAGUCGCUGGGCCAGGAUCACAUCAUCGUCGCUCAAGACCAGGCCCUGUCAGACCAGGAGGAAGGCACAUAUAUCCAGCAGAUUACCACUAUAGAUGGACAGACGGUUCAGCACCUGAUGACAGGAGACAACCAGGUGACAGAGGUCCAGUAUAUCAUCUCGCAGGAUGGGGUGCAGCACCUGAUUCCUCAGGAGUACGUCGUGGUGGCUGACGGUAACCACAUACAGAUGGCAGACGGACAGAUCAUCCAGUACGAGCCUGACAGGACCUUCCUGCAGGAGCAACAGAUUGCUGUGAGUCACGAUGGUCAGAUCCAGUACCUGCCUGUGAGCUCAGAGCAGCAGGUGGUGAAUCCUGAAGAUCUGGAGGCUGCUGCUCACUCUGCGGUCACAGCCGUUGCAGACGCAGCCAUGGCUCAGUCCCAGACGGUCUACACCGAAGCCACGGCCGAACAGCUGGAGCAGCUGCAGCAGCAGGGCAUCCAGUACGACAUCAUCACCCUCACCGAGUAGGAGAGCCGGCGCGCACACGGCGCGCACAGAGCGGGACGGCACAAACCCUCAACCGCUGGCAGAUCAGAGACCUCAACUUAUUUAUGCAUCCAGCCUCGUGUCCUCCACAGCGCCACCUGCUGGGCAGUGACUGCAUUGUAUUUUUUUUUUUUUUUUGUAAAUUCAUAUUACUGCACUCAUUGCUUCUGAACUAAUCGUGGAGGCUGUGCAAUCCAAGGUUUAUUUAAACAAGGUGGUUCUGUUCUGUAAUGUUUACGUGCCUCAGAUGCUUCGAUUUGCAAGACAAUGAACGGUCAGACAAGUUUUGAAAAGUGUCAAAAAUAAAAUCCAUUUAGUUUUUGACUGAAGUGAAAAGAAAAGGGAUCGUUUAUUUUUGACCUGUAGUUAUAUAUGUUAAUUGUUUAAACUCUGUUAAACAUUGUGUUUGAUUAUUAUCAUGAAUCUGUAAAUAUAUUUAGCUUUUUUUCUUCUGUUGCGUGAUCCAGAUUAUGCUUUGAACUGGUGAAUAUAAAGAAAAUAAGCUGCAAGUUCACACCAAAUAAAUCACUUUAUGUAUA